AUGGACAUCGGCCCAAAGAAAGAAUGGGGAGGAAAGAAAGUGAAACCCAACAUAUAUAUGGCGUAUUCUAGGAGUGAUGCCAUGGAUGCAAGCCCGGAUGAUAAGAAGGGAAGGCUGGCCGAGGUCCAAAUGAACCCUGAUGCGCCGAGACAAGUCCCAAUGAUUCGGCGAAAGCUAAUCCUGGACGAUUCUGAGGAUGAAAUCCACCCUCUGCUGGCAAAGGAGAUGUUAGAUCACCGGAAUAAAUCUGCAGCUAAGAGCAACAGGCGGCGCCUUGUGAAAAUGGCACAAAAAGACGGGGUUGCUGGAAAAGACGACAAUUCCAAUAUGGGGAUGAAGGCCCGGUCUUCUUCGGCUUCUAUUUCUCACCAUGAACAUAACAUGUUGACUGCUGUCGGGAGUAGGGGAGGUUCGGGGAGACAAAGAAACCGACCUCACCUGCGGGACCCAGUUCACGCGAAGGACGGGCACGGUGUAGAUGAUACGCACGUUGCGGCCGAUCCUCCUCCCAUGAGUGCUGAUGACAACCUUCAGAGCCCCUAUGCUGAAAAUGUGGAGGACCUGGUUGAUACCUAUACGGAGGAGGAUGCUUACCGCUUUGAGCUUAAAACUCGAACACCAAGGAAGACAGUCAUGUAG
This is a messenger RNA of Linum trigynum, 639 nucleotides long. Lineage: Eukaryota; Viridiplantae; Streptophyta; Magnoliopsida; Malpighiales; Linaceae. The record is from the annotation of a GenBank genome assembly.